Dunckerocampus dactyliophorus (ringed pipefish) is the source of this 3547-nucleotide messenger RNA. It is a transcript of the gene hypk, whose product is annotated as huntingtin interacting protein K. The transcript is spliced from 4 exons. The record is from RefSeq and is a predicted model, not a curated record. Gene Ontology annotation, biological process: negative regulation of apoptotic process; protein stabilization. Lineage: Eukaryota; Metazoa; Chordata; Actinopteri; Syngnathiformes; Syngnathidae. Bases 2974 to 3402 code for a protein of 142 amino acids.
UUCCCAUCGUAUUUGGACUUUAUUCUCGUAACAUAACUUUUUCCACAACCUAAUUUUCCAUCUUUAUUCAUUUACAGACUUUGUUUGACUUUUUCUUGUUAGAUUACAAUUUUUUUCUCUUAAUAUUUUGACUUUAUUCUUGUAAAAUUACCGCUGAUUUUCCUCUUCUGCUGUUGUUGGGUGGGUUUUUUGGGGGGUUUUCUUGUUCAGUAAUAUUUUUAGAAUGUGCCACCGUCCACAAGUGGCCCCCGGGCCGCACUUUGGACACCCCUGCUAUAUACAAUACCCAUUUUACUUCACUGUUUAGUCACAAUAAUCAAUGUACUGUAUUUUAGGUGUCUCUGCCCCAUACCUACGUUUUGUAGGAUGACCAAGCAGGUCUUACCUGGGCUCGUACAAAACGUCCAGACAUCUCGUCACAGAGGCUUGAUGUGAAAAAAAAAACCCAAAAACUUAAAAAUCCUCAAUUUUACAUCCGUCAGUCAUAGAGAAGUAUGAAAGGGUUGGCAUGAUGAAAGCAACGUUUGACUGGCCACUGUGCCAUCCCUCCACUUCUAUUAAACCAAGACACACAUUUCCUUGAGGACCAAGCACGGCAUACCGGGAGCACCGAUGUGAUUUUCGCUCCUCCCAAAAAGCCUUUUUCUCUUUUCUUAAUCUGAUUAUGCCUGCUGGAUUAAAAGACGUACGCGCGCAAAAGAACAGGAAAUGUCUGGAGAAAGCGGAUCUGUUGGAGUGGUUCAAGGGUCAUUUCUAUUCAAAGACAAUUAAAACCCUUAAAAUAGAAAAAUAACGAGAACCAUGAAGUGAAGGCCUAAUCCGGACUAUUGAAAGUCUGCGUACGUAAUCCAAUUAUUGUCUUACAAAACAACUUUCAGUCAAGAACAAGCUCACAUAGAGGUUGAUCUUCACAGGAUUAAAAAAACAUCUCUGGAUUUAUGGAUCGUACAUCGGGUGUCCAAAGUGGGGCCUGGGGGCUAUUUGAGGCCUGAAGUGUCUGAAAGGCACAAACUAUCUGUUAGAGUCUCAGUCUGAGUGUCUAUAGUGUUAGUGUCUCACACAGGGCGGCAGUGGCUCAGGAGGCAAAGCGGGUCGUCCGGAAACCGAACAAUCCUUGCUUCCUCCACCCCGUCGUGUCCCUGGACAAGAAAUACCAUCCGCCUUGCCUCCAGUGCAAAACACACACUGGUGUAGAAUGUUUGGUGGGGGUCGGAGAGGCCGUAGGUGCAAAGUGGCAACCACGUUUCCAUCAGACUACUCCAGCUGUAGCGGUGUCACACACGAGGAGUGAAUGAAUCAUGAAUUCACUUCAUUGUGAAGUGCACUGGGUGCCUUGAAAAGCACUAUAAAAUUGAAUCCAUUAUUAUUACAGAUACAUAAAUAAAUAAUACGUUCUCAAUACUAAGGGGCCUAAAGAAGCAGCAUCUCCUCGUGCCACAGCCUGACUGAAAAAGUGACGAGUCAAGUGACAAGUCCCUAGUCAAAAAAAAAGACCCCCCUUAAAUUCCAUAUACAGUUUUAACACAGCAAAUGUUCAGUUUGUGUUUUUUUGAGCUGGAUAAGUUUUUAAAAGGUCUGGGUUGCGUUUAAUGAGCCUGAUCUUAAAUCGUAAAAGUACAUCGUGUGAGCAGUCAUGCUGUAGAUCUCAGUUCUGAAGUACAGAAUUGAAGAAAAAAAAAUCAUAUCUUGUUUUUAAGUGUCAUAUCGAAAACAAAGGUGGGCCCCUGCAAAAAACAAAAAAUUGGGAACUACCGCUUUUCCUUCAUGCUGUUGUUAUAAGACUCCCUGCUGAGCACACAUACAGUUCAGUAUGAGCGGACCAGUCAACAUUUGCAGCUGAAAACAAAGGAUAUUUUCCAGAAAUUGAGGGAAAUUCUGGCCUUCCAUCAGAUUUUCUGUGCUGGUGGAAAAUCUGGCCGACUGCCUGCAGGUGUGCAACCUGUUAUUUAUUUAUUUAGUUUUUUACUGGUGUGCAUCUUUUCUUUUUUAUUUCCAUCCAUCCAUUUUCUAUACCGCUUCUCCUCUUUAGGGUCGCGGGGUCAUGCUGGAGCCUAUCCCAGCUGACUUCGUGCGACAGGCGGGGUACACCCUGGACUGGUCGCCAGCCAAUCGCAGGGCACAUAUAGACAAACAACCAUUCACACUCACAUUCAUACCUAUGGACAAUUUAGAGUCACCAAUUAACCUAACAUGCAUGUUUUUGGAAUGUGGGAGGAAACCGGAGUACCCGGAGAAAACCCACACACACACGGGGAGAACAUGCAAACUCCACACAGAAAUGACCAAGGGAGAAUCGAACCCAGGUUUUCCCGAUCUCCAGACUGUUACUGUGUUGGCCAAUGUGCUAUUCUUUUUUUUAUUUCUUUCUUUAUUUGUUUUCUUUUCUUUUCUUGUCUUUUUUUAAACAAGAACUUUAUUUAUAGUCAAAGGGACAAUAAAAGUGCAAUCUUGUAUUAGUACAUAGGAGCAAGCAUACUACAGAAAUAAAAGGAAAAUAAGAAAAGAAAAGAACAAAAACAAACGACAGAGGGUAGACAUUAAAAAGGAAAGUUUAACCCUUUUCACAAUAUAGAGUUACAAACUCAGUAUAUAAUUUGAGCAUUUUGGUCUUGAUCAGUUUAAGAUAUUUCAGAUGCAAUUUAAAGUCAUUUUUAAGGCAAUUAUGUAUGGUGGUUUUUUUAAUAUUUUGAUUUAUGGAGAUAGAAUGUUGCUAGAUUCUUUUAUUUUUAAGGCCAGGUUUUACCGACUACAGGAUGUAGUACGCCGAGGUUUCCCGAGUGUUGCCGAGCGGUCAAAAAGUGUGCUGCUCCGGCGGAGCCACAGAAGUUAAAAUAUGGAGACCUGUUUAAUUAAAACAGAGGAGCACCGAGAAAGAAUAGCAAAACACCGUAGUUUCUCAGUGAGAUUUGCAGUUGAGAAUAAGGCAUAGAAAAUAAAAAUGCAAUAGCAUUGAGCAAUCGGCGGGGGGCAGAAAUGUAUCACAUAAUGCUUCAGGAAAAGAAGAAGAAGAGUUUUCCGGCUUCACUCGUUGCAAACAUGGCGACUGAGGGAGAUGUCGAUUUGGACCUGGAAGCUGAGGAAAACUGCACUGGGAAGCCAACUGAAAAGCCUCGCAAACAUGAUAGCGGCGCUGCAGAUUUGGAGAGAGUCACCGACUACGCGGAGGAGAAAGAAAUUUCCAGUUCCGACUUAGAAACGGCUAUGUCAGUCAUUGGAGAUAGAAGGUCACGAGAACAGAAAGCCAAACAAGAGAGAGAAAAAGAGUUGGCCAAAGUGACUAUCAAGAGAGAGGAUGUCGAGUUAAUUAUGUCAGAGAUGGAGAUUUCGAGGGUGGCAGCAGAGCGCAGUCUGAGGGAACACAUGGGCAAUGUGGUGGAAGCUCUGGUGGCGCUGACCAGCUGAACACACACACACACACACACACACACAAGACUGUUUGACUGUCAGACCAGCGCUCCUUAGAAAUGAACUCAAAUCUUUAAACAUUGUGGUGUAACUUUUUUUUUUUUUUCAAGUAAAAGCAAGUAUUUCAACAACCCAUCUCGUC